Salvelinus fontinalis (brook trout) is the source of this 7801-nucleotide messenger RNA. RefSeq names its product phosphatidylinositol-4,5-bisphosphate 3-kinase, catalytic subunit delta (gene pik3cd). The record is from RefSeq and is a predicted model, not a curated record. Gene Ontology annotation, biological process: phosphatidylinositol 3-kinase/protein kinase B signal transduction; phosphatidylinositol-3-phosphate biosynthetic process; cell migration. The transcript has 23 exons. Gene Ontology annotation, molecular function: 1-phosphatidylinositol-3-kinase activity; 1-phosphatidylinositol-4-phosphate 3-kinase activity. NCBI's taxonomy places the organism in Eukaryota, Metazoa, Chordata, Actinopteri, Salmoniformes, Salmonidae. The coding region runs from base 471 to 3614 and encodes 1047 amino acids. Gene Ontology annotation, cellular component: cytoplasm; plasma membrane; phosphatidylinositol 3-kinase complex.
AUGAGGCAAAGCGCAUUGUCGUGCAGUGAGCGCACCUCGCCGUUCCGUUAGAAUAGACUGACUACGCACUGAAGGAGCUCCUCUCGCCUAGGAGCCUUUCAGAUAUAAAGCAAAUUACGAAAAUUAUCUUGUGUCUUGUGUGGGAGAACAGUGAUACGACGGAGAACCAUAAGAAUCCUUUUUUGGGCACGCUAUUUAGCAAUGGAUGAAAAGCAUUGCCAGCGCUGGUAGAAGAUGAAGAAAUGAGCAACUGGCUUGUAGCAGAUAAAGUGACUGAACCAUAAUACAGUAGCUAUGUUGACUUGUCUUUUGUGUGAAACAUACAUUUGUUUUAUAUAUUGCACAGUCUGACAACGUUUUUGGGCAUGGGACCUUAUUUUAAUCUACGUUAUUAGACCAUUUUGAUGCACGACCAUUUGAACUCCUGUAGUUACAGCAGUGGAGCUGACGGUAAAUGAGAGUCCGUCACCAUGCCCCCGGGGGAGUAUGGGAUGCUGGGCGAGUGGGAGAAGGAGGGGGACCAUGACAUCAUGAUGGACUUCCUGCUGCCCACCGGGAUCUUCCUGAAAUUCCCUGUGUCUCGCAAUGACACCAUCGGUGCCAUCAAAAAAAUGGUGUGGAGGAACGCUAGCAGCGAGCCCCUGUAUGGAGCGCUGAGCGACGCGGACGCUUACGUGUUCACCUGCAUCAACUCGACGGCAGAGCGUGAGGAGCUAGAAGACGAGACCCGUCGUCUGUGUGAUGUCCGGCUCUUCAUGUCUGUCCUGAGGCUGGUGGCCCGGGAGGGUGACCGCGUGGAGAAGCUCACCAACACCCAGAUCAGCCUGCUGAUUGGCAAAGGUCUGCACGAAUUUGACUCCCAGAAGAACCAUGAGGUGAAUGAGUUCCGGGCCAAGAUGCGGUCCUUCUGUGAAGAGAAGGCCCAGGACCGCCAGCGGUUGCCAUGGUACCAGUGGAUGGAGUACAGCUUCUCGUGUGAUCUAGAGCCAUGUGUUUCCCUGGCAGAGCCCGGGGGCAUCAAGACAAAAGGCACUAAGAAGAUCUUUGUCAAUGUCAAGUUUGAGGCCAGCGAUGAAAGCUUUAUGCUUCAGCAGGAGCCCCAGGACCUGCCGGUGAUCUUAAUGCGGAGUGCCCUAAAGAAGAAGGCCACUGUGUUUCGCUCAGUGCGACAGGAGAAGCCAGAGGACUACACUUUACAGGUCAAUGGGAGGUGGGAAUUCAUAUACGGGAAAUACCCCCUGUGCCAGUUCAAAUACAUCUUCUCCUGUUUGAGAGGGGGUCAAACCCCCCACCUGACCAUGGUUCAUCAAUCCACCGUUGUCAAAUACCAGGAGGAGCAGGGCUGCCUGGGCAGCCAGGUAUCCAAAAGUCGCUCCUUGUCCAAGCCCCCCCCUCUACCCGUGAAGAAGCAGAACACGUCGUCUUUGUGGUCCAUUGAGGAGCCUUUCCACAUUCACUUGCUACAAGGCUACCGAGUCAACGCAGAUGAAGGAAUGAAGCUGGUCGUCCAGGCAGGUCUGUUCCAUGGCAGUGAGCUGCUGUGUAAGGUAGUGACCAGCGGUGAGGUUAACGUGUGCUCCGAGCCCCUGUGGGACCAGAAGCUGGUGUUUGACAUCAGCGUGAGCGACCUGCCUCGUAUGAGCCGCCUGUGCUUUGCUCUCUACGCUGUCAUCGAGAAGGCCAAGAAGCCCCGCUCCACCAAGAAGAAGAACAAGAAAGCUGACUGUCCACUAGCCUGGGUAAACACCAUGGUGUUUGACUAUAAGGAUCAGCUGAAGACUGGGGAGUUCCUUCUCUCCACCUGGCCUUCAGUCCCUGAUGAUAAAGGCGACCUCUUGAAUCCAAUGGGCACAGUGGAGAAAAAUCCCAACGUUGAUAGUGCAGCAGGACUCCUCAUUCGCUUCCCCAAUAUCCGACCUCACCCUCUCUACUACCCCCAUUUCGACAAGUUGAGGGACCUAGAAAAAAAUGGAGGGAAGGUUAUAGCCACCAAGGUGGAGCAUAUGAAGCUAAAGGAAAUAGUAGACAAUAAGAACUACACAGAGUUCUUUGAGGACGAGAAAGAGCUUCUGUGGAAGCUACGCGGUGUGGUGCGGGAGCGCUACCCAGAGAGUCUGUCCAAACUUCUCCUCAUCACAAAAUGGAAUAAGCACGAGGAUGUAGCACAGAUGGUGGCGUUUCUGCAGAAAUGGCCAGACCUCCCUGCUCUCCAUGCCCUGGAGCUGCUGGACUACAGUUUCCCUGACCCAAUGGUCCGCUCCUUCACCAUCAGAUGCCUAAGGAAGCUGAGAGAUGAGGAGCUGCUCCAGUACUUGCUGCAGUUGGUUCAGGUUCUGAAGUAUGAGUCUUACCUGGACUGUGACCUUGCUACUUUCCUGCUAGAGAGAGCCCUCUCCAACAAGAGGAUAGGUCACUUCCUCUUCUGGCAUCUCAGGUCAGAAAUGCACGUAUCCUCGGUCAGUCUGCGUUUCGGCCUGAUUUUAGAGGCUUACUGCAGGGGCAACAUCUAUCACAUCAAGAGCUUAUGGAAACAGAACGAGGCUCUGAACAAGAUGAAGGCUCUGAAUGACUUUGUGAAGUCGGGCUGGCAGAAGACGUCACGCCAGCAGAUGACAGACGACAUGAAGCUGUGUAUCAAACAGGAGGCCUACAUGGAGGCCCUCUCAUACCUGCUGUCCCCACUCAAUCCCAGCAUCAGGCUCUCAGAGAUUUGUGCGGACAGAUGCAAGUUCAUGGACUCCAAGAUGAAGCCCCUGUGGCUCAUGUACAAGAACACAUGGGUGCAGGGGGACGCUGUGGGCAUCAUCUUCAAGAACGGAGAUGAUCUCCGACAAGACAUGUUGACCCUUCAAAUGAUCCAGCUGAUGGAAAUCCUUUGGAAGAAAGAGGGACUAGAUCUAAGGAUGAUCCCCUACGGCUGCCUCUCCACCGGGAACAAGACAGGCCUCAUCGAGGUGGUGAAAAACUCAGACACCAUCGCCAACAUCCAGCGCAACAACAGCAACAGUGCCGCGACUGCAGCCUUCAACAAAGACGCCCUGCUCAACUGGCUUAAAUCCAAGAACCCAGACAGGGAUAAACUUGACCAGGCCAUUGAGGAGUUCACACUAUCAUGUGCUGGUUACUGUGUAGCCACUUACGUGUUGGGUAUCGGAGAUCGCCACAACGACAAUAUCAUGAUCAAGGAGACUGGGCAGCUGUUCCACAUUGACUUUGGGCACUUUCUGGGAAACUUCAAGAGCAAAUUUGGGAUCAACAGGGAACGUGUGCCUUUUAUUCUGACGUACGACUUUGUCCACGUCAUCCAACAAGGGAGGACUAACAACAGUGAGAAGUUUGAAAGGUUCAGAGAGUGCUGUGAGCAGGCCUAUAAGAUCUUGUGUCGCAAUGGGACUCUGUUUGUUAACCUGUUUGCCAUGAUGAAAGCAGCCGGACUGCCUGAGCUGAGCUCCUUCAAGGACAUCCAGUACCUAAAGGACUCAUUGGCUUUGGGGAAAUCGGAAGAAGAAGCGCUGAAGAAUUUCAAAGUGAAGUUUAACGAAGCUCUGAGAGAGAGCUGGAAGACCAAGGUGAACUGGAUGAUGCACUCUCUAGCCAAAGAUAGCAGACUUUGAAUAAAAGCCACUGCCCCGGAGAAGCAUUCUGAACCUUAAUACCCCUGAUUUGUUGAUCUAAUCAGGGUUUUCAGCUUAUGGAGCCAAAUGGAAUGAAAAUGCACUGAAGUCUUUGUCGUAAAAUAAGAGCAUUUGGCAAUGUUUUACAGAUGUUUACACCUGACUGGCAGUCAUGCUUAUGGUUUAUGAACUGAUGCAAAACUGCAAGUACUUGUUGAAAGUCACAUUUCAUCGGGAGUAAUUUCCAUUGUUACUAAAUCAUACAGACAGUACAGCGUUGAAAAUCAUUUGCACGUGGGCACACCCCGUGUCAACCAGACCUAUCACCACAUGAACAGUGCCCUGAAAGUGACCAUCUCAAACCAAAUUGGGAGUAAACAACGUAAUAAUGAUGCCUAAUGAAACAAUGUAUCAACAUUUUGUCAGGAGAGUAGUAAGAGAGAGGAGUUAAAUUAUAUGUGAAAUACUGUAAUAGGAGAUUGAUUAAUGAUGAUGAUGCCAUUGAUUAAAUUUCUUGAUAAGUUGUUUGCAUUGAUUGUACUUAAAUGACCAGGCCAGAGAGAGGUACGUAGGACCUCAAGUGUUUCAUGCGGUUUACAUUCAUUCUAGGAUUAUUUUUUAUUUUUUUACUUUUGAAUUUUAUUAUUUUCAUUGAAAUAUAUCCUCUGCUGUACAGUGAGCUCCAAAAGUAUUGAUACAGUGACACGUUGUUUUGCUGUUUUGGCUCUGUACUCCAGCACUUUGGAUUUGAAAUGAUACAAUGACACUGAGGUUAAAGUACAUACUGUCAGCUUUAAUUUGAGGGUAUCUUCAUCCAUAUCGGGUAAACCGUUUAGAAAUUACACCACUUUUGUAAAUAAUCCCCCCAUUUUAGGGGACCCUAAAGUAUUGGGACAAAUUAACUUAUGUGUAUUUAAGCAAUAAAAAGUGAAGUAGUCGGUCCCAUAUUCAUAGCGCGCUGUGACUACAAAUUGUUUGGAUGCAUUUGCUGUUUGUUUUUGUUGUGUUUCAGAUUAUUUUGUGCCCCUAUUAGAAAUGAAUGGGAAAUAAUGUAUUUGGGGGGAUGAUAUUUGUGCAUCUGUAAAUUUCUCACUCAUCAUUAUUCAUGACUCAUUCAGAAUUAUCUGUAAUCAUGGUAGCAAUCCACAUUAAUGUAGAAGUGUUUAAAAACAUAUUAUAUUCUUAUUUACAAUAAAAGCGACUCCAAAAUGACUCUACAUUAUUUACCAUCAAUUUCUAUUGGGCACAAAAUAAUCUGAAACACAACCGAAACAAACAGCAAGGGCCUCCAACAAAUGUGUAGAGUCACAAGCUUGAUGUUGUCAUUGUGUGCUAUGAAUAUGGGACCAAAUACUUAACUUUUUACUACUUAAAUACACAAGUGAAUUUGUCCCAAUACUUUUUGUCCCUUAAAAUUGGGGGACUAUGUACAGAAAGUACUGUAAUUUCUAAACAGUUAACCCAAUAUGGAUGAAAAUACCCUCAAAUAAUUAAAGCUGACAGUCUGCACUUUAACCUCAUAGUCACUGUAUAAUUUCAAAUCAAAUGUGCUGGAGGACAGAGAUAAAAACGAAACAAUUUGUCACUGUCUUAAUAGUUUCGGUGCUCACUGUAUUUAAAAUCUUGAAAGUGUGUUAAAGGUUUUUGUACAAAGAAUCAAGCUUUCUUUGUAAAGGUACUUUUUAGGUUUUGCCAUGAUAAUGUUAUGGAAUACGGCCUUAUUUGUCUAUUGUGUAUGUAUGAGAUUUUGCCAUCUGGGAUGUUUUAUAUCUUGUGGAAUGAGAUACCCCAGUCUGUUGUUUGGAACAGAGAUAGAGUCAAGAGUAUAUUUCCUUCAACAACAUUGCAUUCCAGCCCUGCUCCUACAUAAGUAAAGCAAGACGUUUUGCCAGCCAGGAUUUUGAGUCACUGCUACUUGGCCAUUUAACUCAGGAGUUGAAAUUCAUACGGUCUUGUCAGAGACUAUUACGCGAGACCCAGACACUGGUGCCAGGACUCAAGCCGAAAACUUGGACAGUGAUCCCCAGACCAAGUGAUCUUGAGCGGUUCUUCAGACCAAGACCACAAGUUUGAGUCUAUAAUAAAUGUAUAAUAAGCCAUAGCUCUUUAUCUCAAGUGUCGCUCUUAAAUGUCUCUAUGUGGUGUCAUUAUACAUAAGCUACCAUGCUACAUGCUGUGAAAUGAUGUAGGGUAGAUUCUCAUGAUAGAUCAGUUGAAUUGAUCUACAAUACCUUGAAGAAAAUGCAGGGACGGUUCUGUAUGUUUUAGCUUACAGAUAUGCACUGUAUGUUGUCCCCAGUGGCAGUCCUGACCUAUGUGCCUAUCUAUGUCUUUUACUUUUAUGCUUGAGAAAAUUAUUCUUGAAAAGAAUACUGUACAUACCUAGCGGGCUUUAUCUCUCUCAUCUCAAAAUGCUGUGUCAAUACUGUGUAGAGUGACUGAUGUUCUGUGAAAACAAACCAUGAUAUUACUGUAUUAAUGUACAUUUGUCGUUGAAUUAUGCAUUCUGUAUCUAUUCUCUCCUGAUCAGAGUAUACUGUGGACAGAAUCCACUAAUAAUUGUUUUAACCAUAGGAUGUGUGUGUGUGGGGGAAAAUAGUUGCUAUUGGACACUGGUGCCUAUUUAAUUGAUUUAUCUUGUAUGUCCAUGUAUUUUCUGUUGCAGUUUGCAAACAAGGGUGAAUUGUAAAACAUAGGGCAUUGCUGUGUGGAACACUGAAAAGCAUGCAUUGAAGAAGAGCUUUUAUAUGCAUUCCAUUGCUUAACCUGCUCAGUAAUAUCUGCACUGAAUGUUAAUAUAGCCAGUUAAAAUGAUAUUUUAAUAAAUUACUAUGUUUUAGUAUUUUGUUCAUUAGUCCACAAUCCCCAUCUCUUGUAUUUGCAUGUCAGCAGUCAACUUUUCAAGAUGGAGCACUUUCAGUACAGAGUAAAAACUGUGAUUAUGCGUUUAUCUUGAAAACUUGACUGCUGACAUGCACCAUUUGCGGGGGUGUAGUCAAAAACAAGAUUUUAAAUAUAUUUUCACACUGAGGUUGGAAUAAUACUGGGAAAAUUAUGAAAAUGCCCUUCUAGUUUGAAAAAAACACCUGAAAUAUCAGCCUGUUAUGGUGGGAUGGCGUUUUGGCUGCCUGGUGACAUCACCAGGUUAAUUAGUCCAAAUUUCUCUGCCAAUAACAUCUAGGUUUCUGUUUUUACCACCCCAUUCCCAGACAGUCCUAACAAAAUUCUUGCUUGAGAAAUUGCACUUUGCUAAGAAGCAAUUUUUGUUUCUUUUUGACUACUUUAAUUGAAAACAAUCACAGUAAGGUAUUUAAUUGUUACCCAGAAAGGAUUUGAUAUUGAGAUAAAAACGUCUGCAUUGGACCUUUAACAGUGGAAUAAUGAAUAAAUUACCAAUAGUUUUUGAGUAAAGUGAUCCUUUAAGGCUACCGUCCUGUAGUUUUUUUCUCCAACCCCAAUCUACUGCAACGGGUUGGAUUGAAUACCUACAGGAGUGUAGCUCUCCAGGAACAGGGUUCGAGAUAACUACUUGAAGGGUCUUCCAGAAUACCCAUAUUUCCAGAAUAGACAUAUAUUUUUAAAGGCCAGUGUGGAGCAAGAUGUCUUUGUUAGGCAUAUGUGCCUUUUUGGUUUUCGCUAUUGUUAAUCUUUAUGUGCUGUGAAAUACAUGACCGUGUCUUUAUUAUUAUUACGACUAUCAUUAUCAUCAAUAUUAUUGUCAUCAUUAUCAUUUCAAGCUUUUUAAAAUUAUGGUGAACAGCCUCUGUGCUUUUCAUUGCAGCAUCUUUUUAUGAUCAAAUAUAUUUGUAUUUAUGACAAGGGCUCUGAACAUGUGCAAUGAAAACAAAAAAAUAGGAAUUUGAGAACCAUAGUUAAUUUCCCAUGAAUCUUGUGCUCGCAAGUAUACUGGAUUGUCUGGAAAUGUAUCCCUGCUUUUGAACUCCCUGAAUCAAUUAUCUGAAUGCGUAAUGCUAUUAAUCAAUGUUUUACCAUCAUGAAGUUCAAGUGAUAGACUCAAACAUACUGUGUUAUACCUAUUCAAGAGUAAUGCGCUUUAUGGCUCUUUCAACUCAACACAAAUACACUGUAGACUUGAAGGAGGGAGGGCCUUUGUUUUUAAUUUGGCAUUUGCUAAUUUGUUUAAACCGUGUGGAAUCAAGUUUGUGAAAUAAAAAGGGGACACUGUA